CUUUUUCUUAAUCCUCUCAAAAAGCAACCACAAACUGUAAACGUUAGUAUUCACUCACACUUAGCACUAGUUGUAGAUUGUUGGUGCUGUUCGUCUGCACUUAAGGAGCAACGAAAUGCCGGAGCUCGUGCCGUCCGAGUGGGGCGCCGAGGCCUUACGGUUACGGAACGAGGAAGAGCUUUCUGCGAAGGCUAUCGCGGAAAAGCUAGCUGUCUCUCUCCGCAGCCUGAAGAACCUUUUCACCAAGGAAAACGCCAAGUUGGAGUCGAUGCCUGGUCUCGGGUCGCUCAUGUCAAAUACGGUCGUGGAGUUGGUCUUUCAGCCGAGAUUUCAGGCGGCUCUGCAUGGAUACAUGACCACGAAUCUCAAGGUUUUCGACCUCGAACAGUUCAGCAAGCGUCGGAUGCCGCUGGUCGUCAUGCCGCCUCCGGAACCGAUUGAGGCCCUCUACCCGCUUGGAAGUUGCAAGCUGGUCGCAACCAUCAUUGGUACGCUUUGCAGCCCGUUUUCCGAAACAGACAAAUUCGAAAACAGCGCAAGUUUAAUUUCCUGACCCGCAAUGCUGACUUCGGCAAACCUGAAAAGCCAAAUGCGGACGAAGAGGUACUGCGCGGCGCGGUCGCGACGGCUUGCCGCAAGAUGAAGACAAACUCCGGAGUCGGCAUGUGUC
This is a messenger RNA of Amoebophrya sp. A25, 670 nucleotides long. NCBI's taxonomy places the organism in Eukaryota, Dinophyceae, Syndiniales, Amoebophryaceae. The record is from the annotation of a GenBank genome assembly.